AUGAAGCUUAGUUUCCAAUAGGAAGAGGGGAAACUCACUAAAGAAAAGUCUGACGAUCAGCAAACAUGGGAGACUGGGGAUUUCUCUCGGCGUUAUUAGACAAAGUACAGUCUCACUCCACCGUCAUCGGCAAGAUAUGGAUGAGCGUCCUUUUCAUCUUCAGGAUCCUGGUGCUGGGAGCAGCAGCGGAGAGCGUCUGGGGUGAUGAACAAUCGAGUUUGGUUUGCAACACGAUGCAACCCGGUUGCGAGAAUGUAUGCUACGACUGGCAGUUCCCCAUCUCGCACAUCCGCUUCUGGGUCUUGCAGAUCUUAUUUGUAUCCACUCCAACUUUGGUGUACCUGGGCCAUGCGGUGCAGGUCAUUCACCAAGAGAAUAAACUCAGGCAGAAGAUACAAAGUCUUGGCGAGGGCCACGUGUUGAAGGCACCCAAAUACACAGAUGAAGAAGGUCACGUCAAAAUCAAAGGAAACCUGCUCGGCAGCUAUCUGACCCAGUUGUUUUUUAAAAUCAUCCUGGAGAUUGCAUUCAUUGUUGGACAGUAUUAUUUAUAUGGCUUCGUUAUGAUUGCAAAGUUUACAUGUUCCCAAUCCCCUUGCCCGUACACUGUGGAAUGUUUCAUGUCCCGUCCAACAGAGAAGACCAUCUUUAUCAUCUUUAUGCUAGUGGUAGCUUGUGUGUCUUUGGUACUGAAUGUCAUAGAGGUGUUUUACCUGCUGUGCAAGAGGCUCAGAUGCCGAAGCAACAAGAGACGGACACAUAAUAUCAAUUCGGCUAGAAACCCUGCAAGUUUGCCAUCAUCCUGGACAAACUCUGAAGAUGCUCUGAAGCAAAACAAAAUCAACAAGCAGUUUGAGAGCGGACAGAGUCUUGGAGGAAGCCUGGAUGGGGCGAAAGAAGACAAACAAUUAAUGGAAGACCAUUAGAUUUAGAUUUUUGUAUGUUAGAAUUUUCACAAUCAGCCAAGUUUUUAGAGAAACUACAGUUAAUCUUUACAGUUUGUUUUCCAUAGCCCUUAGCUUCCAGUAUUUACACACUUGAAAAAAAAAAGUAUUGGUAUGAUACUCCUCAAACGGAGUGUGUUAUUUAAUUAUUUUAUGAUCAUUUUGUGUACAAUGCAUGUUUGACUUUUAAUUGGAUAGGUUUGAUAUACUAUGGUGAAAAAAAAACGGUUAUUAUUGUAUAUAUUGUGUGUAAAUAUAAUAAUAUUAAGAGUUAGUAAGUGACUCAGGCACUAUCCGCAUGUCUUGUUUGUGUGAUGUUGUCAAUUUCUUUGGCCAUAUUUUUCAUUAUAAAGAAACAAAUUUAAAGUAAUGUGUAUUCUGAAUGUAUCCUUCUUCAAAAUAAAAUUUUUAAAUCAACAAAA
Messenger RNA from Labeo rohita (rohu), 1366 nucleotides. It is a transcript of the gene gja13.1, whose product is annotated as gap junction protein alpha 13.1. The record is from RefSeq and is a predicted model, not a curated record. The transcript has 2 exons. Gene Ontology annotation, cellular component: connexin complex. NCBI's taxonomy places the organism in Eukaryota, Metazoa, Chordata, Actinopteri, Cypriniformes, Cyprinidae. Gene Ontology annotation, biological process: cell communication. Bases 66 to 926 code for a protein of 286 amino acids.